AUGAUUUUUAAUUGGAUGAGUAUUAAAUUUAUAAAAGAAAACCUGUUGGUAAUAAUAUCACAGGUUGCAUUAAUAUUUCUUACAUAUAUAUUAGUUAGAUAUCAAUAUAGAUCACCCAAGUCAGAAUUAAUUUUAACUAAACAAGAAGAAGAGGAUUUAAUUAGAAAUAAUAAAAUAGAUUCACUAACAAGCUAUAAACAUAAUGAUGUAUUUGAUAAGACAAUCAAGUAUUUAGAAAAUAAUGAGGUUAGUUAUAAAUUUGUAUCAACUGAUAUAUUUAACUAUAAUAGUAAACUAGAUAUAAAGAGAUUGGCAGAUAAAAUUAUUGAUAACGGUAUUGGAACUUGUGGACCACGAGGAUUUUAUGGAACAUCAAUUGAUCAUAUUGAAUUAGAGGAAAUAAUCAGUGUUUUUCAUAAUAAGGAAGCUGCUUUAGUUUAUUCUAAUUCAUCAGCAGGUAAGAUAAGUACAAUUUGUUGUUUUGUAAAGCCAAAACAUACCGUUUUUAUAAGAGACACUGCUAAUGAAAUUAUAAAGAGAGCCGUUUUAAAAAGUAAGGCAGUUGUAGUUUAUUUUAAAAAUUAUAGUGAUUUAAUCAAUCAGCUUAAGAUAGAAAGUAAUUUUAAAAUAAUUAUCAUAGAAGAUCUCUCACUAAUGACAGGUCAAUAUUUUAAUAAAAUUAACGAGUUGUGUGAUAAAAAAGAAGAGUUGGGAUUUAGAAUGAUUUUAGAUGUAAAUUAUUUUUCAUUAAAAAGAUUAUAUAAUGAUAAGAUAGAUAUUAUAAUGGGAUCACUGCCUUUUAAUGGUGGGUAUGCUGUGACUACAAAUGACAAUAUUGGAUAUAUGCGAAUAAAUGCUAAAGCCUAUGUAUUUUCAGCAUCAUUGCCAGUAUUUCUCAUAGAAGCAAACAAACAAUUCUUAAGUAGAUUAUAUAAAGAUUCUGAAUUUGAUAAUAGUAAGAUUAGAAAGUUUUAUAAAAAUUAUAAAAAUAUUAUUUCAAGUGUAAAUUCACCUAUUGUGGUUUUAAAAGUUUCUGAUGCUUAUAAGGUUCAACAUGAUUUAAUUAGUAAAGAAAAAAUAUUAAUUGAGGCUUUUAAUAAAAAUUAUGUAAGAUUUUACUUAAAUGAUGAUGUAACUGAAAAGGAAAUAGAAAAAAUAUUAAAUAAAAGUAAAGAUUAA
Messenger RNA from Hepatospora eriocheir, 1179 nucleotides. Lineage: Eukaryota; Fungi; Microsporidia; Hepatosporidae. The record is from the annotation of a GenBank genome assembly.